AUGAACGUUACGUCAUUUCCUCCUCCAGGUUUCAUGGCAAACAACCCAGGCUUGACCUCCGCUGGCCCUUCGGCUUUGAACCCGGAGGUUGGAUUUGAUACAAACUCCAAAGAUCCCGUUCUGACGAGGUCGCGAGUCUUUAUUGGACGCCUAAGUAAUAUUCCAAUCACACGUGAUGAUCUCAUUAGCAUAUGCAAGCCGUUUGGGACUGUUCUUGCGCUCAAUUUUUUCAAGCAAGGUUACGCCUUUGUGCAAUUUUCCAAUGCCAGUGAAGCUGACGCUUCCGUGACCGGAUUGAAUGGCAAGAAAUGGAUGGGCACAAUAUUAGAUGUUCAUCUUGUGGAGUCGUAUGCAGGAAAGAAACGCCUGGAGCAAGAAGAAAGUGCCUCGCGUAAACGUGCUGGAGAGGAUGACAACAGUCGUGCUUUGAAAGUUUCUCGUGAGGACAGCGCUACUGUAGAUGACAUAAAAGAACUGAAUAGCCGAAACCGAACUGUUGCUUUGAGCGAUGCCACAACGAAUGGUGACCUCUCCCAUGCAGGUGCGUUGCGUUCUAAACAUGAAUUC
Molecule: messenger RNA, 567 nt
Organism: Ostertagia ostertagi
Lineage: Eukaryota; Metazoa; Nematoda; Chromadorea; Rhabditida; Trichostrongylidae
Source: the annotation of a GenBank genome assembly